GGUUGGAGAAUAUGCAAGAUUCUGAAUAGAUAAAAGGCUAAGGAAGGGAAAGAAAAACAUACAAGUAAAACAAGAAAAGGGGACAUUGAAGAUCAAGUAAGGUGAAUAGCAAGGAGAACUGGAAGCAAGUGCAAUUAAUUCCUCAAUUUACUUUAUUGCGCAGUUGGUGGCAAUUGUUUCCUUGUCACUUAUACCCACUAGUGUGCCAACGAGAUAGGAUGGACAUAUUGACGCGAUGCACGGGCUCCACGGCAGCCGAAGUUGUAAAAUGCACAGCAAAGCCCGUCAUACGUCAUGUUGGUUAUUUGUUCCGUUUCAAGAAAGCUGUUGAUGAUCUUCUCAAAGCAAAAAAAGACCUGCAAUUAGAGUGGGAAAAGGUGCAAGGGGCUAUCGAGCGAGCUAAAACGAACACUGAGGUUGUUGAGGAGGAUGUAAAAAGGUGGUUGGCAGAUGUGAAUAAUCUCUUGGGAGAAGUAGAGGCUUUGGAAAAUAAAGUACAAGUAAACUUGAGGCUCUGUAACGGCUGGUGUCCUGAUUGGAUUCGGCAAUACAAGUUAUGUAAGGAAGCCAUACAGAAGACAAAUGUUGUCAAAGAACUCCAAGCAGAUAAGGGCAAAUUUUCUGAAUUGACCCAUCGGGCCCCGACUCCUGGCAUAGAGAUCUUGUCAUCUAGUGAUUUCGAGGUGUUUGAAUCUAGAAAAUUGGCUUUCCAACAAAUUAUGGAGGCAUUGCAUGAUGAUAACAGUAAAAGGAUUGGACUGCAUGGAAUAGGGGGAGUUGGUAAAACAACCCUGGUGAAGGAAGUAUACAAGAAAGUCAAAGAAUUGAAUAUUUUCAAAGACAUUGUGAUGAUUGUUGUGUCCCAGACUCCGGAAGUUAGAAGAAUUCAAGGUGAAAUUGCAGAUUGUUUACAACUGAAACUUGAAGAGGAGAGUGAUACUGCAAGAGCGAAAAGAAUAUGCUUAAGAAUAAAGGAUGUAGAGAAGAUCCUCAUAAUCCUUGAUGAUGUUUGGAAAGAUGUCAACUUAGAAGCUAUUGGAAUUCCAUCUUGUGAUGAUCACAGGGGUUGCAAGAUGCUUUUGACUACUCGAAGUGUGCAUGUAUGCAAUUUAAUGCGUUGUCAAAGGAAAAUUCCAUUAAAUUUCUUAGUGGAGGAAGAAUCAUUGGCUUUGAUGAAAAAAACCGCUAUAGUUGAUGAUUGCCAAGGCUUGAAUGAUGUGGUACUAGAAGUUGUUAAAGAAUGCAAAGGUUUGCCUAUAGCAAUCAUUACAGUGGGAAAGGCUCUUACAGGAAAAUCCCUCAAUGAUUGGAAUGUGGCAAUGCAUCAACUAAGAAAGUCUAGACUUGUUGAUAUUGAAGGUGUUGAUGAAGAAAAUAAUGCUUAUGCAUGUCUUAAGUGGAGUUUUGAUCAAUUAAAACGCAAAACCAAGUUAUGUUUUUUGUUGUGCUCUUUAUUUCCAGAAGAUUAUAAUAUUCCUAUUGAGGAAUUGACUAGAUAUGUCAUGGGACUAGAGGAAGAUGAAGAUUUUCACUCACUUGAUGAAGCAAGGAGCCCAGUGCGUGCAGCAAUCAAUAGCCUCAAAGAUUCUUCUUUACUACUAGGUUCAACAAAAGAAUUUGUGAAGAUGCAUGACAUGGUUCGUGAUAUUGGCUUAUGGAUGACAUCAAAAGGGGAAAAUGAAUUUGAGCUAAUAGCCUGCACUCGUUUAGAGAGAAACACAAACUUUGAAAGAGCCACAGCAAUCUCCUUGAUCUAUUACAACACCAAACAACUUCCUGAUAAAUUGGUAUGUCCAAGACUCAACAUUUUGUUAUUGGGUGGAAUUCAAAGUUCCAUAAAAAUCUCUAACGCAUUGUUUGAAGGGAUGAAUUGUCUCAAGGUUUUAUCACUACAUGGCAUAAUCUUAUCAUCACAAUCACUCGAAUCAUUGACAAACCUUCGGACCUUAUAUUUGAAAAACUGCUAUUUCAAUGAUAACCUCUCUUCAUUGGGAAAGUUAAAGAGUCUUGAGACUUUAAGCUUUUACGGACGUGGAAUAAAUGCAUUGCCAAGUGAGUUAGGGGAAAUGGCGAGUUUAAAAAUGCUAGAUUUGACGUGUUAUAGAUUGCAACAGAUUCCACCAAAUGUGAUACGAAGAUUAUCCCAGUUAGAAGAACUAAACAUUGGUAGGAGAUUCGAGAAUUGGGAUGUUGAAGGGACAACCUCAGAAAUAAGCAACGCUAACUUAUCAGAGUUGAACUCAUUACCCCGCUUGGUUAGUCUCUGUCUAGGGUUGAAAUCGAAGCAUUUACCCAAAGGCUUUGUUUUCCCGGACUUGCGUAGAUAUUUCAUAUCAAUUAACAUUUCAAAGGACUGGAGUCCUUUGAAAUCUUACGACUAUGAUAGUUUAAGCUGUAUUAACUCAAGAACCUUAGAAAUCAAAGAUUUGAAUGCCUCCUCAAUGAACGCAUUGAAGUCGUUGUUCCGUACCGUGGAAUAUAUUUGGAUUGAGUCUUGUGAGAUGGAAUGCAUUGUUGAUACAAUUGGGGGAAAUCAUACCGUUACAUUCUGUAAUUUGGUCGAACUACAUCUAUGGGAAGUGAGAUGUCUGAGAACAAUAUGCGAGGGGCCCAACCAGUAUGAAAUCUUCAGCAAUCUUCAGAAAAUAAUGCUUAUGCAUGUCUUAAGUGGAGUUUUGAUCAAUUAA
Messenger RNA from Quercus lobata, 2687 nucleotides. Its product is annotated as disease resistance protein At4g27190-like. The transcript is spliced from 4 exons. Bases 219 to 2687 code for a protein of 822 amino acids. Lineage: Eukaryota; Viridiplantae; Streptophyta; Magnoliopsida; Fagales; Fagaceae. The record is from RefSeq and is a predicted model, not a curated record. Gene Ontology annotation, molecular function: ADP binding.